Molecule: messenger RNA, 4642 nt
Organism: Myripristis murdjan (pinecone soldierfish)
Lineage: Eukaryota; Metazoa; Chordata; Actinopteri; Holocentriformes; Holocentridae
Gene: sel1l
Product: SEL1L adaptor subunit of SYVN1 ubiquitin ligase
Exons: 21
Coding region: 472-2943 (823 amino acids)
Biological process (GO): ERAD pathway
Cellular component (GO): endoplasmic reticulum membrane
Molecular function (GO): protein binding
Source: RefSeq, a predicted model, not a curated record
UUCAAUAGUAGGGGCUUACAGGACUUGCUAACUACUGUUACAUGGUGACAUUAACGAAAGGCUGGAGGUUUUUGCGACUCGUCAUUGCAGUUUUUAUGUUUUGAAUUAGUGCGCAACAAGUGGGCGGAUAAGUUUCAGACUGGGCGUCUGUUUUAAAAAUUGCUGUGUUUACGUCUUUCGUGUUGAUAUGUAACGUUAACGGUCGCUAGCUCGUUAGCCAACGUCAUUCGCUCACUAUCACAAGCCAAAUAGCUCGCUGGCUAGGAGUCCGCUAGCUUAGCAUUGAAUUUUUGCUAGAUUGUUUGACACCAUCAGAACAAAUAACACGAGUUCCUGCUUACAGUGCUGGCUAUGAGUUAGACUUAAGGUAUCGUUUAUGAUUUCAACGUGAGACGAAAGUGUAACUGGAUGUUUGGCGAUAGAAAUAGCAGAAGCUAUAGCUAGCAGCUUGUUAGCUUGUCAACAACAACAAUGGGCUUUAAACGGGAUUUAAAGACGACUAGAAUACAAUGUUUGUUGGCCAUUGUCCUGAUAGUUUCCAUCAAAGGAAUACCAGCUGAUGAAGAGCAGUAUGAGAAUGGAGUCCCAGAGCUAAAGUCGUACCAUGAGCCAGACUCUGAGGAGGAUGAGGUCCCGGUGGAGUCGAGGAUUGUGGCAGGUGCCUCUGUGAGUGCUGCCAAGAAACCGCCCUCACCAGAGGAGGAGAGACAGUCUGGAGAUGGAGUCCAGGAGAGCAGGCUGGAGGGAGAGGAAAAGGAGGACCUGCCCAGCCAGCCUCCACCAGCUGAGGAGAAACCUAAAGAGGUUCCUGUGGUGAAUGGAGGUACGGCCAAUGGAGAGCCUUGCGUCUUCCCCUUCCUCUUCCAGGGGAAGGAAUAUUUAGACUGUACCACUGAUGGACGGGGGGACGGACGGCUGUGGUGCGCCACCACCUAUGAUUAUGACCAAGAGAAGCAAUGGGGCUUCUGUGAGACGGAGGACCAGGCACAGCAGAGGCGGCAGGCAGAGGAGGCUGAGGAGCAGUAUCAGGCUGUGCUCCGCAUGCUCAAUGCCACCACCAGAAAGAACCAAAAGAAAGAGUUGUAUGAAAAGCUGCUGAAAGUGGCGGCGAAAGGCCACCACAAAGCCAUGGAGAAGGUGGCCUAUGCCAUGCUGUUCGGAGACUACAUGGGUCAAAACAUCCCCAAAGCCAAAGAACUGUUUGAGAAGCUCGCCAUUGAGGGCUCGCCCAAAGCUCAGACGGCUCUCGGUUUUCUGUAUGCUGCAGGGCUGGGAGUGAACUCCAGUCAAGCAAAGGCCUUGGUUUAUUACACUUUUGGAGCACUGGGAGGAAACCUGGUUGCCCAUAUGAUUCUGGGAUACAGAUACUGGGGAGGUGUGGGUGUACCCCAGAGCUGUGAAUCAGCACUAACACACUACAGGCUUGUGGCCAACCAGGUGGCCAGUGACGUGUCCCUGACAGGCGGCUCUGCGGUGCAGAGGAUCCGGCUGCUGGAUGAGGUGGAGAACCCUGGCUCCACCAGUGGGAUGUUGGAGGAGGACCUGAUCCAGUACUACCAGUUCCUAGCUGAGAAGGGAGAUGUUCAAGCUCAGGUGGGACUUGGCCAGCUGCACCUGCAUGGAGGACGUGGCGUGGAACAGAAUCACCAGAGGGCCUACGAUUACUUCAACCAGGCUGCAAAUGCAGGGAAUACACAUGCUAUGGCUUUCCUGGGCAAGAUGUACUCAGAAGGCAGUGAGUUUGUCCCUCAGAACAAUGAGACAGCCCUGCAGUACUUCAAGAAGGCCUCUGACUUGGGGAAUCCAGUAGGACAGAGUGGCCUGGGCAUGGCCUACCUGUAUGGAAGAGGUGUACCUGUGAAUUACGAGCUUGCACUGAAGUACUUCCAGAAGGCAGCAGAACAGGGUUGGGUGGACGGACAACUCCAGCUGGGCACCAUGUAUUACAAUGGCAUUGGGGUCAAGCGUGACUACAAGCAGGCACUCAAGUUCUUCAACCUGGCCUCGCAGGCCGGCCACAUCCUGGCCUUCUACAACCUGGCCCAGAUGCAUGCCACCGGCACCGGGGUCAUGCGCUCCUGCCACACAGCUGUGGAGCUCUUCAAGAAUGUGUGUGAGCGUGGCCGCUGGUCAGAGCGCCUGAUGACAGCCUACGGCAGCUUUAAGGAGGGCGACAUGGACGCAGCGCUGGUGCAGUACCUGCUACUGGCAGAGCAGGGCUACGAGGUGGCCCAGAGCAACGUGGCCUUCAUUUUGGACCAGACAGAGGGGUCACAGAUCUUCAGUGAAAACGAGACCUAUCCCCGAGCUUUGCUGCACUGGACAAGAGCUGCAGCACAGGGUUACACUGUGGCGAGAAUAAAACUUGGAGAUUACCAUUUCUAUGGCUAUGGGACAGAUGUGGACUAUGAAACAGCCGUCAUCCACUACAGACUGGCAUCAGAGCAGCAGCACAGCGCCCAGGCCAUGUUUAACCUGGGUUACAUGCACGAGAAAGGCCUGGGCAUCAAGCAGGACAUCCAUCUGGCCAAGCGUUUCUACGACAUGGCUGCUGAGGCCAGCCCUGAUGCCCAAGUCCCAGUCUUCCUGGCCCUGUGUAAGCUGGGCUUGGUUUAUGCUCUGCAAUACCUGCAGGAUCUUAAUGUGAAGGAGCUGAUUACUCAGGUGGACCUAGACCAGCUUCUGGGUCCUGAGUGGGACCUCUACCUCAUGACCGUCAUCGCCCUGCUAUUGGGCACAGUCAUCGCCUACCGCCAGCGCCAACACCAAAUCAUGGUGCCUCCUCGCCCGGCAGUCCCUGCCCCCGCCCCCCCAGCCAGACCACCCCAAGAGCAGCCACAAGCCCCGGCCGAGCCCCAGGCCCAAGGAGAGACGCCAGCGCAGGGCCAGGGCCCGGCUCCGGCCCCGGCCCCAGCUGAACCGGAGCAGCAGGAGCAGCAGUGAGAGGAGGGCAGCAAAACAUUCACAGAGAGCGGUGUGGUAAAGGAGUCACUACCAGUCCACCCUACGGAGUAGCCAAUGCUUACUAGCCAACGUCCUGCUAGUGUGAGCACCACUCCCACUCUCCCUGCUCCCCUCCGCAUGCUAAAAAAGACUAAGAUGGUUACUGAACUGUUGGCUCUCACCACGCCCCUUCCCCAUUGAAAUAUGCUGGGCCCCAUCCUGAAGUCAGACAGUGGGGGUAUUUAUGGACAAUGCUACAUUAUGGAGACUGCCCAAAGGAUAACAGACUUGGGACUUACUAGUUUGAGACUCAGGGUAUUGCCAGAGGCACCCGUCUCCUCUUCGUGGAAAUAACCAUAGGGUUGCCAUAUCGAAGGAAUUUUGGACUUGUCUAAUCAGCAAAUCAGAGUAGUUGGAAUCUGAUAUGUGCAUUUGUUUCUUCUUAAUGUCCCUUUUUAAGGGAUUCGGUUUCAAUGGAAUGGCUUAAGCCCCCUUUAUUUGUCCAGAGAUUUGAGGGGGGGAAAAAACACUGGCAGGAAAGUUGAUAAUCUUAACACCAUUUUGUUAGCUAGUGCUGGUUCCAUUGAUAUGAAAAUAGUCAUGUUUUUGCUCUUUUGCAUGUUUUCUCUGAUCAUUUUGCUUGGUUUUUAUUUGGGCACACUUUCCCUUAUAGUUCAUGGAUGAACAUGUUUUUUUUUUUUUUGCCAACUUUUACUUUCAUUCAUUACUAGUAACAACAAAAAAGCUGCUGACACACCUGAACUGGUCUGAGCUAAGUUUUGUAUUUCACCAGAUCUCCAGUGCAGUGCCCGCUUAAAAUCCAGUGUUGCACAGGCUUUUAAAAGGUUAAUUUUAAAGAACAAACAUUAGUGAAGAUUUAUACCAGUCCAGUGAAAUAAAGCAGAGAACUGUUUGCACAAUUCUUUGAAAUGUGUAAAUUGCAAUGCCAUCAACAGUUUUUGAUAUUGCUGCAGAUCUUUGUUUAUGUUAGGUAGCACUGUGUGGCUCCGUGGUCCCUCUCAUCUCAUCUUUUUUUUUUUUUUUUUUUUUUUUUUUUUAAGUUUAAUAAGUGUUAGCCAUGUUAACCAAGGCAAAAACACACGGGCCGCCUCAUAGACAGCAGCUCUUAAAGUGAUUGCUUCAUUAGAGGAAAUGGAAGAGAUUUCUUUGUGUUAGGUUACAUAUCUGCAGCUGUUGUGAGAACUUCCACCCCCUCACCAAAAGCCCAGUUUGGAGCUUUUCAGCUUAGAUGGACCCAAAUUUGAGCUAAGAAUGGGAAAUGAAUCAACCCACAGCGAGGCCAGAGGAGCACUUCAGCCAAAAAGAUAUAACACCAGUAUUUCGAUACCUGCUUAAUUUUGCUACAUGCAGUUUGACUCUGAAGUCCAUUUGUCCAGUCAUACAAAAUGUCUUAAGUCUAAAAUAAGGAGAACACUUGAUCUGGCAACAGUGUAGUAAGUUAUAUAGGACGGGAGAAUGUUAAUACCAGGAUGAUGAAAAGAAAUGAUCCCAGGCUGUUACAGUUAACAAUGAUGCCCCCUGCAUUUGCUUUCAUCAGAGAACUCAGUAGCAUUGCUAUCUCCACGACCCAUGUUUUCAGUCUAAAAUCAAACACCGGUCAAGACUGACUAAAAGCCUGCAUUUUUACCAUCGCAAUGACAAGUUUAUAACAAAAUAAAUAAAUGAUAUAUGGAUAUUU